Tachysurus vachellii is the source of this 1709-nucleotide messenger RNA. It is a transcript of the gene lsm11, whose product is annotated as LSM11, U7 small nuclear RNA associated. Gene Ontology annotation, biological process: mRNA 3'-end processing by stem-loop binding and cleavage. Bases 241 to 1242 code for a protein of 333 amino acids. Gene Ontology annotation, molecular function: U7 snRNA binding. NCBI's taxonomy places the organism in Eukaryota, Metazoa, Chordata, Actinopteri, Siluriformes, Bagridae. Gene Ontology annotation, cellular component: U7 snRNP. The record is from RefSeq and is a predicted model, not a curated record. The transcript is spliced from 4 exons.
ACGAAAGCUUUGUUAAAACAACAACAACAUAUUUAACACUAUAAUUAUUUUAAUGAGAAAACUAUUAGAAGAAGAUAAAUAUUUACUGCACAAAUCUAAAACUCUUUCUUGUUUUUUAUUCGUCACUAAUGCUGUUAAAGUUGUAGCAGCUUUUAAGUUGAAGCAUUAGUUGGUGCGCGAGCUUCGAGCUUCACGACAACAAACUUUCCCCCUGAGCUGAAGGAAAGUGUGGAGGAAUAAAUGGAGGAAAGUGAGAGGGAAAUAAGGAAGAAGCUCAGCUCGGGUGGUUGUAAUGAAAUGUUGAGUUUAACCGCGUGUAAGCAGCAGAACACCGGCGGAAAGGAUGAAGCUGCUACUGACAGGAAACUGGACAUUAGUUCAGAUGAGUUUGAUCCGCUGCUUGCUCUGUAUUCAUCACAGGUCCCUUUACCUUUUCCUCACGUCAGGUGCUUUAACAACCUCGCGGAAUAUGAGAGCUUUAUGAGCGGCGGCCGCGGAAGAGCGAAACCUGAAAAUGUGGAGAAAAAGAUGCGAAAGGCGAAAAGGGGAGUAAAAGAUCCAGAGAGAAUCGAGAGGCUGAAACAACUCAUGGUGAAAAAUCCGUCCGAAGAAGCAGAAGAAAGCCGAAUGAAGCGACCUGCAAAACGCACAACCCCAAAAAAUGUGCUCACGAGGAUGCCGUUGCAUGAAGGCAGUCCUUUAGGAGAACUGAACCGAUGCGUCCAGCAACGUCUCAGAGUCAAAGUCCACAUUCGCUCGUUUAAGGGUCUGCGCGGAGUCUGUACCGGCUUUGUGGUGGCUUUUGACAAAUUCUGGAACCUGGCGAUGGUGGAUGUGGAUGAAACGUACAGGGAGCAGUUACUCGGAGAGGCUUUCUACCAUGAAAAAGCACUGACUGUUACAAGGCUAUUCCAAAAGUUGCAAGUUCAAGCUGCAUCUGACAAAGCAGCAGCGGAGGCUGGAAAUUCAAAAACACAUGGGCCGAGUGUUGAGCAACACCGCAUCAGCACAAGCAGUGUUGCCAGUGUCCCAAUGUCCAAACAAGCAACGGCGAGACUGCCACAAUGUGUGAAAACCCUAGCAGUGACCAGCACAGACAUAUCUCAUAUAUCUGGUGCUGGGUUAAAGCAGAGACCAAAGAUGUCUAAGCCAAGAGUUGAGUAUGGAAGAGUGCGUCUGCGUCACGUCAAUCAGCUCUUUAUCCGGGGAGAAAAUGUCCUGCUAGUAAAUAUUCUGCACUAGUAGCAUUGUAUGAACUGGUUAUUGGAAUAGAUAAUGUUUCUGAUUCUUAUUGGACAGGAGUUUUUUAUUGCAUCAUAUUUAUAUGAAUAUAAUCAUAUUUGUAGAAAUGGAGAAAAUAAACUCAAUUCAUACUUCUUUGCAAUGAUCUGUGUAAACGCUCAUCACAGAGAUGUCCACUAGGUGGUGCUGUGAGACCGGUUACAUGUUACGUUUAUCUGGCAAAGGACAAAUCUUUGAUAUUUCACUAAUAUCUGUACAUCACUUAUAUUUUAGAUACUUUUUGGAAACAUUUGAACAAAAACAUUUAAAAAGAGUUUAACAAUAAUGCUACAAGAGCAACUUUGAAACUAAAAGCCUGUCUCUAAAUCCCAUUAGUAGCCAUUUCCACUCUGACAAACAUAAGUGUGAAAGAGGCAAAGAAACGGGAAUGUCCUGUUAGUUUUAUAUAAAUCUCUCUCUGUUAGAAA